Molecule: messenger RNA, 5754 nt
Organism: Xyrichtys novacula (pearly razorfish)
Lineage: Eukaryota; Metazoa; Chordata; Actinopteri; Labriformes; Labridae
Source: the annotation of a GenBank genome assembly
UUUAUAUGAGGCACAGGGAGCUAACGCUCAUAACGUACGUAGUCCCUGCGACUUUGCUAAAGCUUCUUUCCAACAACAGCUGAUAUUACUGGUGUCCAGCCAUGGGGAAGUCGUUUGCGAAUUUCAUGUGUAAGAAGGAUUUUCAUCCUGCUUCGAAGUCAAAUAUUAAAAAGGUGAGUGCUAUCUAUGGUUAGCUUGAGUUCGCCGAGAGCGUUGAAGUAGCCUGUUAGCUAGCGAGUGGUGUUUGCUAACUGAGGACUGCUCGGUUUGGUCGCUCAGGUUACUUUCUGUCUGAGAAACUAACUUAUUGCGGAUUGUUUUAAUUUAUGAAUCAGUUGUGUGUCGAAGGGGAUAGUCUUCAGCCUUUUGUGGCGAUUUACAGUACAUGAAGCUACCGUUAAGUGUUGCAGUUGUACUCAAUGUUUUGAUAAACGUAUCCCAAUGCAAGAAAACACUCUCUUCUGGUAUGAAGCAGGUCAAAACUAUAUGUCCUAAAGCUCUGUAAUAGCUCUAUGCACGCAACAUUUGAAGCGUAUUAUAUUUAAAAGAGCAUUACAACAAUGUUUGCAAGCUGGUGUCAGUUCAGAUACUAAUUUCAGAUAUAAGUCUAGCCACAGAGAAGCUGAACCCAGUGAAUGCGUUUUGUUUUUCUUAUGUUUUGUUUUAUAUAUCUGAGUGAAAAUGAUAACCAUGCUCUAACUUGUAGCUGUUAGAGGUGCAAAGGGAUAUAUCUAAGUUAGAGCAAAGUGACUCUGGAAGUACAUGUGUGUCACUUUUCUUUUUAACUUACAGGUAUGGAUAGCAGAGCAGAAACUGACCUUCGAAAAGACCAAGCAGGAGGAGCUGAUGCAGGCCUACCUGAAAGAGCAGGAGAAUUACAACAACAGGUGAGAUGACUAAUGCAGAACAAAAUGACUCAACACUAAUAAAACUACUUACUUCAUUAAACUUUUACUCUUAUGCUACCUUGUUUUAGGGUAUUUCCUAUCAAAAAAAGCCUCUUUCUGUUUAAGACAUUUGAAAGAACUAUUCUAAUGUUGAACACAUUGCUUUCUCACCUCUAGGUUGUUGAUGGGGGAUGAUCGUGUUAAAAAUGGCCUCAAUUUUAUGUACGAGGCUCCACCUGGAGCAUCAAAAGGUAAAUCUGAGCCCUGCUUGGUUAUCAUAGGGCCAAUAUCACACACUUUAAUCAACAGUAUUUUAAUCCUAUCUUUUUUCAUUUGUUUGUGUUUUAUCUUCUCUACUGAAGAGGAAAAGAAAGAGGUGAGUGAGAGAAAACUGCAAACAAAUAUAGUUUAACAACUAUGCGUUAGAAUUGUGCACAUAUGUGGUCUGCUUUUUCAACUGUGUCUGUUUUCCAGGACGGGGAAGAAGAGUACAAAUUUGAGUGGCAGAAGGGGGCUCCUCGAGAAAAGUGAGGGUUUGAUUUUUGCACACACUUGAAUUGUAUUUACCUAUUUUUCAGUGGUUCUUCUUGAGUUAACAGUAUCUUCAUUGACCAGUAAUUCUCUCUUGUAGGUAUGCAAAGGAUGACAUGAAUAUUAGAGAUCAGCCAUUUGGAAUCCAGGUGUGUGGUCAUUGUUUUUUAUUUAACAGAAAUAAUUACGAUUUCUUCUGGUCCCUUUGAGUCUUACAUAUGGAACUGAAAAUAACACAGUUUGUCCCAUAGACUGUAUAUAGAAUGGACGCCAUCUACCUCCUCUCUGGGUGAAGCCAUUCCGAGAACAGCACCCUCUGUUGAUGGGUUGCAGAAUAGCUCAUAAAUCCUGCCUCUCCCAGCAAAGCUUAUGGAGCUGUGGACAAACUUUAGAAAUUUAUUACACAGAACAUAAAUUUUUCUCCCCCCUGGUUGUGAUGUUGACAUGUAGUUACUCUAAGACUGGUUUGUGCUCAAGUCCUCUUUUUUUCUGUGAAGCUCCACUUUUAAAAGUUAUUAGGGGGUUUAUGUUUUCUUUGAUUGACACCUGAUACAGCCUAUUGGCAUACAGAGAUUGCCUAGCUCACCCAGGGGAUACGCUGUGUGAGCCGAGCAUCAUCACAGCAACUCUCUCUCCCGCCGAAUGCGCACAACGCUACUGCGCAGUGCUUGUGUCAGGAAAUGAAGAAAAAUCGCAGAAAUACCGAGAGCUUUUUGGCUUCAAAUCCGUAUACAGGCGGGAGGCGGAACCAAGUUGUCCAUAAUAUAUACAGUCUAUAUUUUGUCCUCAAAUCCUGUAACACAUGUCUACACUCAAACGUUAGACAGUGACUAGUAUUGGUACUUAGGUGGCCAGCAGUUGAAUAGAUUAUGGAAACACUAGUUUUCAAAUGUAAAACAACAGCUCGUGAGUUCAGAGUCAACUAAUCACUUUGAUUGGAUGUUUAUUUACCAGUGGCAGUGUGUGGUUUCGCUUUGACUGGUUUGUAUAAACGAUUCUAUAAAAUGCACUUUUUAUCAAUUCUUCAGGUGCGCAACGUGAGAUGCAUCAAAUGUCACAAAUGGGGCCACGUGAACACAGACAGAGAGUGUCCUCUGUAUGGGCUGUCAGGAAUCAACGCCAGCUCUGUGGCCACAGAGGAGGCAGCAGGUAGAGUCCAUACAGCAACCUCCCAAAACAAACAUCAUUUUACACAUUUCCUCCUGCUGUUCUCUGUGUUCAGAUUUUACCAGUGUAAUAACAUACAAACAAGAAACAACUUUGUACACAGAUAAUAAUGGGAUUUUUAUGAAGCAAAGAUAAAGAUAUGAGCUGUCGUCUCAUAUAUCCUAUUUGAUUGUUAGUAGAUGAGACAAGAGAUUCUCUAGUUUGUUUUGAAAUUUUCAUCCCAUUUUUAAAAAAAUGUUCCCCUUCCAGUUUUUCCCAAUUUUUUUAAGGGGGGGAAAAAAUAAACAUUUGAGGCUCAAUUUGGAUCUUUUGUUUUAGUGAUAUAAAUGUAUAGUUUAACAUCUUUCUGUCAUUUAAUGACAAGAAACUGAUGAUUAACAGACAGAAAAUAAGCAUGUAAUUCCAUGUAUAUCUAUUCUUGGUGCUUUAAUAGAUGUCAAAUGAGUGAUGGUAAGAAGUUGGAUGAUUCAUAUAAAGAUAUUAUUGGAUGUUCUACCCGCUGAAAAAAAUGAUACACCUCUGUUAACAUGAUUUGAUUUUUAUUUCAUACUGGAAAAGUGUGUUCACAGUAGGGAACAGGAAUAUCAGUGCAGCUUGCUAUUUGUAGCCAAUAUUUUAGCUGCAGUCUUUCACAGAGUUGACUGCAGCUACACCUACUGUAUCUCUCCUCCCGGGGUUUCAGCUGGAGCUUGUGGGCUCGAGCAGAUUUCAGAGUUCUGCAAUCAGCGAGUGGAGUUGUAGAGUAAUAAUGUUUACCCUGGGAGAGUCCAGUCAGUGCAUGGUGUUGAUGGUGGAGUGCCGUAAUGGUCCCCCUCCUGUGCUGGGAGAAAAAAAUGUAAUUAUUGUGUAUUCUGAUUCCCCUAACUGCUGCUUUGGCAGAGAAUGAUAUUGUAUGAUUUGCUCAGCCGGAAGUGGAGUGAGUUGAUUUGAUGUCCCAUUCUGUUAACAAAGCCGCCCCUGAAAUUCCCACUGUGGAGAUAGUGGUUGGCAUGGCUUUGACAUCAAUGGGACUCUGAGGCUGUGAUUUGUGCUAACAGGUCCGUCGAUGCACCCCUCCGAGUUAAUGGCGGAGAUGCGAAACAGUGGGUUUGCCUUGAAAAAAUGUGUCCUUGGUAGGAAUGCUACGGUUUGUGAUCCAGCGCAGGUAAUUGUCUGUCUCUCACUCCCAUCUUUGCACACAUAGGACGAUGUAAACGUCCACACAUACACCCUCAGUAGAAAUUCCUGAUACAUCAAUGACAUACACAUAUCCCAGAAAGGAGCCAGUUAUUCUUAUAUUCAGGUCAGCUGAACGGUUUAAAUUUAUUGUUAAGAUCUUAAACUGAUGUAAUCAAACAGAUUUAGUCUUUUAGAGUCUUAUGUGUCUGCCGGUGACCUUGUGCUGAGAAUGUAAAUGUUAAUGACACACAAUGUAUGCUUGUAGGAUUUCGUUGCCAGUGAGGAGGAGGAGGAUCCUGAGGUUGAAUUUCUCAAGUCAUUAACCACCAAACAAAAACAGAAGCUCCUCAGGUAAAAAUAUAUUAAUACACAUUUUGACUGUUUAAGCUUUAAAAAGAACUUUUGCGUUUUGAAAAUUAUGUUAAAAUUAAUUAUAUUUUAAAACAUAUUUUAAAUCAUGCAAUGCCGAUGAAGAAAAUUGAGUUAUUCAUACAUAUAAGAUUAAAAAAAUUGAUUUAAUUCAUAACAUCUUAGUGUAUGCGUGAAGUUUUAUUUUUGAUCUUUUGUAAUUGUGCAUAUUUAGUAUUUUGAUUAGUUAAUGUUCAUUAAUGCUUGUUAGGUUUUCAAAAAAAAAAUCUGACGAAAUACAUAAACAAUGAAUUACAGUUUAUAUACUUUUUCAAAUAUUUCAUAUGUAUUUUUACUCUAUUAUGUACGCUGCAUCAUUUCAUUUUGUUUUUACUUUUUUUAAAGACACAUCACAUCCAUUUACAUUAAGAUCCUAAGCUCCUUCUCUUACCUUUUAAAUGGACCAUGGACUUGAUUAUUUAAAAACUAUAUUGCAGGAUAUUUACUUAUUAUUUGGGACUGUAUUUCGCAGGAAACUUGACCGCCUGGAAAAGAAAAAGGGGAAGAAGAAGAAGAGCAAAAAGCAGAAGAAGAAGAGCAAAAGGAAACACAAGAAAAAACAUGAAAGUAGCGACAGCUCAAGUGACUCCUCCAGUAGUAGCCACAGCAGUAGUGAUAGUGACAGUGGCUCUGAUUCAGACAGCCAGGGCAAGUUCAAGAGCCAGAAGAGAAAGAGGAACAAGAAAAAAGAUUCCUGUCGGGAUAACAGCUCGAGGAGCGAGCAUCAAGUCAAGAGUCAGAAAAGGGCCUCCUCUCACAGGAGCAGGUCAGCAAGCCCUCACACCAGACAGAAGCGGCCUGAAGAGGAGUCAGCAGAUUAUAGACAAACAAGGACAGAGAGGGGAAGGAGCAGGAGCCCGGAGAACAGAGUGAAACUGGAGGGAGGUCAAGAGAGAAAGAGACACAGCAGCAGGGACAGGCAGAGACCGGGCAGCUCCAAGUCCGGUCUGGACAGAAGUAGGAGCCGCGAGAGAGGCAGGGAGGACAGAGGUAAAGACGGGCGACGCAGCGGAGAUGGGGAGAGGAACAGAAGUAGCACAGAUGGAAGGAGAGGCAGAACAGCGGAUGGGAGGAGUAGAAGCAGAGAGAGAAGGAAGGACAGGGAGGGCAGGGGAAGGAGCAGGGAGAGGAGAGAGAGGAGUCAAGACAGAGUCAAAAGAAAACACUGAUCAUGUUCCCUCUUUGCAGUUUUCAACAGAACUUGAAAACAUUUAAAGUAUUUUCUCCUCAAAUAUCUGUCCCUCAUUGUUCAGUCCCUCCACUUAAAACUGCAGAACUGUGUGCUCGUCUCCUUCUUGUCCAGCAGAGGGAAGCAGUUGACAGGAAAUGUAGCAGUAUAGCAGCUCCUCGCUCCCCUGUUUUGUCUUUGACUAAAUGAAGGAAUCUAAAGUGAGGGAUUAACAUUGGUGGCAUUUUGAGGCUGUGGUCUGUUAAAUGAAAAAUAUCAGUGUCAUUUUAACAGACUCUUUCAUCGCUGUACGUUUUUUUCUCAACUACUUGUGAUUUUUAUUUGGUAAAUAUCUACACUGUUGGCUGUCAUGCUUGUAUAGCUGAAAAAAUGUUACUUUAAAUUUCCUCAUUAAAUUUUUAAUCUUGAAAAAAA